CUGUGAAAGAGGAGGAGAGAGAGAGAGAGACUUGUAGGAAAAACAAAGGGAAACUUCCUUGGCAUUGUCUAUUUUCACGUACUUAUCAGCAUCGAGUGGUGUUCUUACUCUUUUUCAGCAUAUACCGACAUUAAAUUGCAUGUCAUGUAGAAAUUUACUACUGGGGUCCUCCUAAAUCCUUUACUAGAUUUCUUCUCAAUCUCCACCUUCUCUUUCCCCUGCUGGUAAAACCUACAGCUUCUUUCAGCAAAACUGUGAGCUUGAUAUAUAUAUAUAUAUAUAUAUAUCUACACACACACAAACAUUGAAUUAUGUAUUUGGGUUCCUUCUGUUUUGGGGAAUCAUUGAAUUCUUUAAGAUUUUAGCUUUGAAGAAAGAAGGUUGUGGAUUUUGGAAUCUGGGUUUUGUGUUGAUUUAGAAUGGGGAGUGCAGAAGAGAAAGUUGUUGCUGUGAUCAUGGUCGGUGGACCCACUAAAGGUACUAGAUUCCGACCGUUGUCAUUGAAUAUUCCAAAGCCUCUUUUUCCUUUAGCAGGACAACCCAUGGUUCAUCAUCCAAUUUCUGCUUGUAAAAGGAUUCCAAACCUAGCACAUGUUUAUCUAAUUGGUUUCUACGAGGAGCGGGAAUUCGCAUUAUAUGUAUCCUCGAUAUCGAAUGAGCUUAAAGUCCCAGUUAGAUAUCUGAAGGAAGAGAAGCCACAUGGUUCAGCUGGAGGACUUAACAACUUCAGUGAUCUGAUCAUGGAAGACAAUCCGUCACACAUUCUCGUGCUCAAUUGUGAUGUUUGCUGCAGUUUUCCACUGCCUGAAAUGCUUGAGGCUCACAAAAAAUAUGGUGGAAUGGGAACAAUCCUAGUGAUCAAGGUUUCUGCUGAAUCAGCCUAUCAAUUUGGGGAGCUGGUAGCUGAUCCAGUUACCAAAGAACUUUUGCAUUACACAGAAAAACCUGAAACUUUUGUAAGUGACUUGAUUAACUGUGGCGUUUACAUUUUUACGCCACAUAUAUUUACUGCCAUCCAGGGCGUUUCCACUCAACGGAAGGACAGAGCUAAUCUGAGACGACUGUCUAGCUUUGAAGCCCUUCAGUCAACAACAAGGAGUACUCCCACAAAUUUUGUAAGACUUGAUCAAGAUAUCCUAUCACCUCUAGCAGGAAAGAAGCAAUUAUAUACAUACGAGACCCUGGACUUCUGGGAACAGAUCAAAACUCCUGGAAUGUCCUUGAAAUGUUCUGCUCUGUACCUUGCACAAUUCCGUUUCGCCUACCCUCAUCUUUUGGCUGGGGGAGAUGGCAUAAAGAGUGCCAGUAUAGUUGGUGAUGUAUAUAUUCAUCCAUCAGCAAAAGUACAUCCAAGUGCAAAGAUUGGUCCUAAUGUCUCAAUUUCUGCAAAUGCUCGUAUUGGAGCUGGUGCAAGGCUCAUCAGUUGUAUCAUUCUUGAUGAUGUUGAAAUUAAGGAAAAUGCAGUUGUUAUUCAUGCGAUUGUUGGGUGGAAAUCUUCGAUUGGGAGAUGGUCACGUGUCCAGGCUAGUGGAGAUUAUAAUGCUAAGCUAGGGAUCACAAUCCUUGGUGAAGCAGUGACCGUUGAAGAUGAAGUUGUGGUAAUUAACAGCAUUGUCCUACCAAAUAAGACUCUCAAUGUCAGUGUUCAAGAGGAAAUAAUUCUAUGAUCAAAAAAUUCCAUCCUUGGCAGCUCUCUCUCUUGUCUUUAGUAUUCUUUUUUGUUUUUUUCUUCCCAGAAACUUCUCUAUUAUUUUGGCAAUCUUCUGCAAGCUUCAUUUGUAAAUUAAUAUCAAACAUAUAAAAGUACAUUUUGGCC
Ziziphus jujuba (common jujube) is the source of this 1816-nucleotide messenger RNA. RefSeq lists its product as uncharacterized. The transcript is spliced from 15 exons. Lineage: Eukaryota; Viridiplantae; Streptophyta; Magnoliopsida; Rosales; Rhamnaceae. The coding region runs from base 420 to 1667 and encodes 415 amino acids. The record is from RefSeq and is a predicted model, not a curated record. Gene Ontology annotation, biological process: biosynthetic process. Gene Ontology annotation, cellular component: cytoplasm.